Lottia gigantea (owl limpet) is the source of this 1671-nucleotide messenger RNA. RefSeq lists its product as hypothetical. Gene Ontology annotation, molecular function: protein binding. The record is from RefSeq and is a predicted model, not a curated record. Lineage: Eukaryota; Metazoa; Mollusca; Gastropoda; Lottiidae. Bases 1 to 1671 code for a protein of 556 amino acids. The transcript is spliced from 4 exons.
AUGCAUUUUACAAUAAUGAAACAUCCCAAGGAAGCUUUAGAAAUAAUGAAUAUAUUACUGCGCACAAAUAAAUUAUGUGAUGUCACAUUAGCAGUUGGUGAGGAAAAGUUUUUAGUUCACAAAAUUGUGUUGGCAGCUGCCAGUCCAUAUUUCCGUGCAAUGUUUACUGGAGGAAUGAGAGAAGAAGAAAUGUCCGUUAUACACUUACAUGGUAUAUCAGCUUGCACCCUCUCUUCUUUAAUUGAAUUUGCUUAUACAGCUGAAAUACGUAUUAAUGAAUUAAAUGUAUGUUAUUUACUGUCGGCUGCCACAAUGUUUCAAAUGACUCAUGUUGUUGAAGCCUGCAGUGUUUUUCUGGAACAUCAAUUGGAUCCGAGUAAUUGCAUUGGAAUAUCAAACUUUGCUAGUGAACAUGGUUGUACUGAAUUGGAAAGUAAAGCUAAAACAUUUAUUUUGAAGAAUUUUUGUGAAGUGAUUAAAUGUGAUGAAUUUUUAAUGCUAAGUCCAUGUCAAAUGAUAUCAUUAAUCAAACAAGAUGAAUUGAAUAUCAAAUGUGAGUCUGAAGUAUUUCAGGCUGUUAUAAGAUGGGUGGAAUAUGAUCCUGAUAAAAGACUUCUGAAACUUGAAAAUUUAUUAAAUGCUGUUCGUCUUCAUUUUUUAUCUCCAUGCUUUUUAGAAUCACAACUAAAAGGGUGUAAGAUACUUCAAAAAAUGCCUCAGUGUCUCCAAACUUUAUCUGAAAAGUUGAAAAAAUUACAGCUUCAUGAAAAGUGUCCUGAGAGACCUAGACGUUUUUCUCCGUUAGUUGUAUUUUGUGCAGGAGGUUAUUUACGACAAUCUUUAAGUAAUUUUGAGUGUUAUAAUCCUCAGUUAAAUCAAUGGAGCAGAUUACCAGAUUUGUUAGUACCAAGAAGUGGUUUGUCUGCAUGUCAUGCCCGUGGUACACUGUAUGUCAUAGGUGGAAGAAAUAAUUCUCCUGAUGGUAACAUGGAUUCGGCAUCAGCUGAUAUGUAUGACACUUUAAGAAAUGCAUGGACUCCUAGAACACCCAUGACUGUUCCGAGAAAUCGUGUUGGAGUGGCUGUAAUAGAUAAUAUGAUAUAUGCUGUGGGUGGUUCUCAAGGUCAACAACAUCAUUGUUCAGCUGAAAGGUAUGAUCCUGAUCUUGAUCAAUGGAAAGCAGUAGCGUCAAUGUCAACAAAAAGAAUUGGGGUGGGAUGUGCUGUUGUCAAUAGACUGUUAUUUGCGGUUGGAGGAUAUGAUGGUCAAAAUCGAUUACGUAGUGUAGAAAGAUAUAAUCCAGAAAAAGAUGAAUGGAAUUUUGUAGCUCCAAUGAAUACCAUGAGAAGUGGUGCAGGUGUUGCUACUAUGGAUUCCUUUAUCUAUGCUGUGGGAGGCUAUGAUAGUAAUUGUCAGUUAAGAACAGUAGAACGUUACUGUGUUGAAUCAAACACAUGGAAAUUUGUGGCUUCCAUGAACAGUCCAAGAAGUGCUCUUAGUGUUGCAGUUAUAGAUGAUAAACUAUAUGCAUUAGGAGGUUAUGAUGGUGAAGACUUCUUAUCAUCAGUGGAAUGUUAUGAUGCUGAUAAAGAUGAAUGGGCAGAAUGUACGAAUAUGACUUGUGGUCGUAGUGGACAUGGUGUAUCUGUUGGUGCUGAACCAAGCACAUAA